GGUUAGUGUCUAUAUGUUGUUUGGUUAGUGGUUGAAGUGAAUUCUUUAUUCUUCCCCUUUUUGUUUGAAGUAUCGAUAUUGUCACCGAUUUCGAUACCAUAGACAUUGCACUGGGCUGCUUAUUAUUUUAUAUGGUCACAUUGAUUACAUUCAAAUUCAUAUUCGAUUGGUUAUCUUGUUGGUUUUUGCAUAUAUUGAUUUUUUUGUAUUUACAUUACAGCCACCUAUACAUUCGAGAUGCAAAUACCAAUUACUAGAGUUGGCAAUUACUUACUCGAAUUCAGCGACGAGUUUCUAAACAAUUCAUCAAGCCAAUAUCGACAUCUGAGUUCAAUAAUUCUUGAUGCAAUCGAUCGAAUGGUCAUGCAGUCCGACUUCCGCGAUGUAUACCAUGGUGUCCAAUCAAAAAAAUUGUACUCCAACAGGAAUGGCGCAGUGUUGGGCUGUUUUUUGCUACAGUUGUCGGAGAACAGCAACGAAAAACGCUUAGGAACUGUUUUUAAGAAAUACCUGCGCCAGAGUAACUACAGUAUUGGAGGAACUGAGUUAUAUACGUCCAAGGAGGAUAUCAACAUGUUGUCAAUUAAAGAUUUCAACGAAUGCGCCCACGAUGAGUUCAAUGAUUGUUCUACUCAUGCCCAAUGCUUCAAUUUGGUUGGCAGCUACACCUGCAGCUGCUCCGACGGCUAUGUGGACACAUCGGAUAACCCAAUUUAUCCGGGCCGUCAAUGCUCGGAUCAUAUAGUUGGCUGCGAUAAGUGCAACUACCACGGCAACUGUGUUACACCGAUUUUGAAUGGGACUCCAGUCUGCGAAUGCUUUGCUUGGCACGCUGGCGCCAUGUGUCAGUUAAAUUUAAAGAUUCUGCUAAUAAGCCUAAUCGCAAUAGGCACCGUGUUUAUCGUGUUGCUCGUCUGCGUGCUGCUGAUCUAUUCAAGACGCCGGGUGCGGGUUGGUUCGUCGUCAAGGCCCAUAUUUAUAACGGCGUCCAAUUACCAUCCCAGCAUGUUGACAACGUCCAGCAGCAAAACGGGCGUGUCCUCUGCAGCUCUUAUACGUAAAUGCGGCAGCAUGGAGAAGCAUGUGAUUUUAAAUGACUCGAAUAGCGAAUCUAGUCACAAUUCUAGGCCAUAUUCGUUUAAGGAAUCAGAGGCAGCCGAUACUGUCGAACCGGAACAAUCGGAUCGGUCACUUACGGUGAUGAUUCCGCGAGCGAAAUACUACCACCCGACGGUUUUACCACAUGCACAACUUAAGCAGCACGAGUUGACACUGGAAAAAGUCGAUAAAACUAUUUUAUUCAAAGGGACGCCACAAUUUUAUGAUGGCAAACUAAAAGGAAUAGCAGGAGAUGAGUCUGAGCCCUUUGGCAAGGAAUGUGCUGCCCAAAACAGUGGCGCCCUCGUCUCUGCUGGCUUUGAGGUGUCUGCAAUUGUAAGCGAUCGGGCAGUUCAAUCAAGCCAAACAGUCGAGUGGAAGGAAAAUGGAAAUGACCAGACACAUCAAAAAAUAUCGAGAGCAAACUUAGAAGCCAUUUUAAAUUGCGGCGAGGAUAUUCACAAAAUGAGCUCCUGGAUGUCUAAUAUUCCUACGAAUUCUAUAUCGGCCGAUGUGCGCUCAUUUGAUGAAACGACAGUCCAGGCUGUAACCAAAUCGAUGCACCUUUCUUUCGACAAAGUGGCGCAGAGUACUACCAAUGAGGAGGCGAACACAAUGACAGAGCGAGAUCUUGGCUCUACAUUUUUGCUGCCGCAUACGCACCUUUACAAGCCAGAGAAGCUCGAGAGUGACCUGUCCGGCUUUGACUCGUUAUAGGAUAUAUAUAUAUACAUAUAUAUAAAUUUGGGAGAGUCAACUCAUAUGAUUAAAUUUAGAUCAUUGAUACUUACCUCUCUUUGUUAAAACAUUUUUUACACCGACGCUAUUGUAACAUAAUUCACCACGAAGGCAGCAUACCUCUAGGUUUUCGCAUUUGUUAUAAUCAUAUUAUAGGGAAUAAUGAAAUA
Messenger RNA from Drosophila virilis, 2006 nucleotides. Its product is annotated as serine-rich adhesin for platelets. The record is from RefSeq and is a predicted model, not a curated record. Gene Ontology annotation, molecular function: calcium ion binding. Lineage: Eukaryota; Metazoa; Arthropoda; Insecta; Diptera; Drosophilidae.